AUGGAUAUAAAUACCCUUCUUGGCAAUCUUCUUGAUGAAGUAUCCUGUUCUGUGUGUAUGUGUACAUUCACUGAUCCAAAGCAGUUGCCUUGUUUGCACAGUUUCUGUCUUCACUGCCUGAAUGGAAUUCAACGAACGAGCGGCGUCCAUGGCAAAAUUACAUGCCCCGAGUGCAGGAGACAGUUUCACAUCGCUGGAAGUGGAAAGCCCAGCGAGCUUCCAACCAAUUUUCGCAUAAACAGUUUGCUAGAUGUCUUGGCAAUAAAAGAGUGCAGUAUAGCUAACGUAAAAUGUGGAAACUGCAACAAACGGAAUACCCAGACCUUAUAUUGUUUCCAGUGUUGUUCCUUCUGGUGCGACGAAUGUGUUUUAGCACAUAACAUUAUACGCACCAAUAAAGAACACAGAACGCUGGCACUGAAGGAUUUUCAAGAUCAAGACAUCGAGGCCGUGUUAAAGAGACCGGCAUUUUGUCAAGAAAAACGACAUGAAAAAGAAGAGUUGAAGCUCUUUUGUAAGGACUGUAAAGUCGCCAUCUGCAACACUUGUGCUGUAACACUCCAUGAAGGUCACGGAAAGAUGCUUUUGGAAGAAGCUACAGACGCGCGCAAGACUCAGAUCCCCAGAUCAACUCCAUGACUCAAUCUUUCAUAGAAAACGCACAAGAAAAACAAAAAGAACUCGAGCAAUUGAACCAAAAGAGCACGGACAUUAAACUGCAAGUUGCCGACUUUAAAAGCCAAGUGCAGACCAAUGUGGAUCAAGUUAUUGCAAUCAUCGAAGCGAGGAAACAGGAUGUUUUUGAGUGCAGUCGAUAAUCAAGCGAAAAACUCUCUGGAAUCCCUCUCAAAGAAAAAAGACGAAGUUGAAAAUCAAGUGAAAUUAAUUGAAUCGGCAAUUGAACAAACUAAAGCCCUUGUCAAACGAAGCUUUAGUACUGAAAUCCUUGGAUUCAGUGAAACAUUUGAUUCAAUCCUUCAGGGACAGGGCACCCAAGGAAACCGUGACAUUGAAUGUAUUCCUCGGUUUAGUUUCACUAAAAGUGAAAAAUUGAUUAACGUGUUGAACAAUGAAGGGAUAGGUAAUGUAAAUAUUGUUUUAAGCGAGACUAAAGUGCAACAAUCAGGAGCUAAAGGUAAAGAAAGUAAUAAAGUAAUUGCUGCGAUUAAAGGGGCAAAUGUUCAUGACAGUCCUCUUGAGACUCAGAUACAAACCAGGCGCUUCAGAUCUGUGCUGUCAUUUGGACAAAACGGUGAGUCUGUUGGAAUGCUUAAGGGGCCCUAUGGGGUGGCAGUGAAUGAUCGUGAUGAAAUUGCUGUGACUGAUUACGGUAACCACGGUGAUGGUACCCACUUAAGAUCGUUUGGUAGGUCGGGUAAGAAUAAUGGUGAGUUCCAGGGCCCUAGAGGGAUCGCUUUUGAUAGUCUUGGCAACAUUGUACUGGCAGAUAGUAAAAACCACGGGGUGCAAGUCUUUGAUAGGAAUGGAAACUUUCUUAGUAAGUUUGGUGAACAAGAAAGUCAUGAUAAUCAGCUUAAAUACCCUGAAGGUUUAUCAAUAAACGGUAACGGUGAUAUUGUUGUUGCUGAUAGAGAUAACAAAUUAAUCAAGAGAUUCUCCUCUAGUCGCAACUAUUUGCGUAAGUUUGGUGGAGCAGGUUCAUUGGUCACUCCCAAUCACUGUAUCCAACACGGUCAAUAUUUUAUCGUCUCAGAUGAUGGUGAUCAUUCCAUUAAAACGUUUGAUCUUGAGGGGAAAUUUAUUUCUAAAUUUGGAAAAAAGGGGAACAAGGAUGGAGAGUUCAAUUGGCCCCUUGGCCUGUCAGUUAACAAAGAAGGAUUGCUAAUGGUCUGUGAUUCAGAAAAUCACACAGUUCAAGUAUUUGAACUGAGUGGAAAGUUUGUUACAAAAUUUGGAAGUAAAGGCAGCGGGAGAGGAGAGUUGAAGCAUCCAUUUUCAACAGCAAUUCUUAGUGAUGGAAGAAUAGUUGUGUGUGAUUCCAAUUACUCUCGAGUCCAGGUAUUUGAGCAUACAUGAAGUAAUCUAUAACCUGCGAAUACAACCGUCUUUCCUCGCUUCUCGUCGUUAGGGACCUUUCGCGGAAAACAUCUCUGCCGCAAAACUUCGUAAUAGCAGCGAUGAGCGAGGAGAGUCAUGAUCAGCUGUAUUCGCAGAGGGCUACAAAUAAUCCUACCUUUGAGAUUCAGUUCACUAUUAUAUAUUCCGAUCAUUAAUCAGCACCGUUCAUGUUUCGGGAGGAAAUCCAUUUUGUGCGAUUAUUUUGUUUAGACAUUUUGAUAUGUUGAAAUUGGUGUUUUAAGUUCUACUUGCAAAUACAUUUUGCCCCAUAAAUGAUAUGGAUUUCCACUGUCGCGUAAAAGUUGAGUUUUCGCCAGCGCGACCAUCCUUACAUUGCUUCUAUUUUAUUUACGCCGUAAAUGCAAUACUUGAAAAAAAACUGCAAUAGAUUGACUAGAUCCACAGUUUAUUAUUAUGAAAAAAAAAUUCUGUUACAUUUUAAGCUCAUAUUAUUACUAAUUUGCAAUUAUUUAUCUUCAGACUCUGUUCAAUAUUUAGAUACAUUUUUGAAAGUGUGUUUUUGAAAUGGGUUAAUUGUUAUCUGUUCAAUAGCGAGGACAGACUGAUUGGUUCACAAUUUUUUAACAACAAGGCUUAUUUUUACUUAGCUUUACUUAGUCAGUUUGAGUAGGCUAGCUUAAUUUGCCUACUCUGGAUCUCGAUCUGAUAGUAAGCUUAGGCUAUCUGUGGCUUUAUAAAUAUUUCAAAAAGUUUAUGCUUUGUAAACAGAUUAUCAGUUCUCAGAAAUAAUGAUUAUUUUUGGAUUCUUCAUGUCGUCAAAACUUAAAACAUGUCAAGACACUAUUUGAUCGAUGGCCAAAACAAAGUUUAGUCUGCGCCAAAAGACAAGACCUCUUUGGCCGUUUCUGAGAACACCAACCGACUGCACCUCGGAGUAUUUCCAGACUUAAUUUGUGUCCCACUUUUUCCAUGGAUUUAAAGACCUUGCUGGACAACCUUUAUGAUGAAGUAUCCUGUUCUGUGUGCAUGUUCCCAUUCUGGAGUAUGUAAUUUGAACAGUAUCAGGGAUGACUUGGCCGAAGGUUGAUUAAUGUAUUUCCUCGAGACACAGGGAUUAACUAACACACAUGCACAAUCUUGGACAAAAUAGGCGAAAAAAUUAAUGCGUCCACCCUCCUGUAAAAUAAAGGAUCAGGAUUGGGGAUAUAAUGGCGCGUUUUGGCUUUCGCAUGGCUUUUUGCUCCUGAUCUUUGAGCCAACGGGGACUUGAUUUCCCAGUGUCCAAGGAUUUUUAAAUCCCGUGUCGGUAACGGUGUUGAGGGUACAAAAAUAUUCAAACAAUUUCAGUAGUCUAUGCUUUAGCCUGCCUAGCAAACUUUUCCAAAUGAAUUAGGGAGAGAGAGCUCCUUCAUUCCUCUUUUCUGCUCUCGCUCUGACUUUCAUGACGACCUCGCGCGGAAACUAUUGCCGCAGGCAGGUUAUCCAUGCUUCAAAGAACUGAUUUAAAAUUCUCGGAAAUACAGAAUGUUUUUUAUUCUUCCGUCAAACCAUCAAAACAUGUCAAGAAACGCUAUUUGAUUGGUUAAUGAUACAGAAUUAAUUAAGUCUGGGUGACAAGACAAAACUUCAUUGUUCCUUUUCAAAGCCAUUCCCUAAAUCGUCAACAAUUAGGCCGAAAUUUUUGAAAAGUAACCUUGUUUCCGACCUUUCCAUGGAUAUAAAGACCUUGCUGGACAAUCUUCAUGAUGAAAUAUCCUGUUCAGUGUGCAAGUGCGCAUUCACUGAUCCCAAACAGUUGCCUUGUUUGCACAGUUUCUGUCUUCAUUGCCUGAACGGAAUUCAACGAACGAGCGGCGUCCAUGCCAAAAUUACAUGCCCCGAGUGCAAGAGACAGUUUCAAAUCCCUGGAAGUGGAAAUCCCAGCGAACUUCCCACCAAUUUUCGUAUUAACAAUUUGCUAGAAGUCUUGGCAAUAAAAGAAUGCAAUACAACUAACGUGAAAUGUGGAAACUGCGACAAGCGGAGCGCCCAGACCUUAUAUUGCUUCCAGUGUUGUUCUUUCUGGUGCGAGGAAUGUAUCUUAGGACAUAACAUGAUACGCAUCAAUAAAGAACACAGAACGCUGGCACUGAAAGAUUUUCAAGAUCAAGACAUCGAGGCCGUGUUAAAGAGACCGGCAUUUUGUCAGAAGAAACGACAUGAAAAAGAAGAGUUGAAAUUCUUUUGCAAGGACUGUAAAGUCGCCAUUUGCAACACUUGUGCUGUAACACUCCAUGAAGGUCACGGAAAGAUGCUUUUGGAAGAAGCUGCAGAAGAGUGCAAGACUCAGAUCAAAUCCAUGACUCAAUCUUUAAUAGAAAAAGCACAAGAAAAACGGAAAGAACUCGAGCAAUUGAACCAAAAGAGCGCGGAGAUUAAAAUGCAAGCAGCCUACUUAAAAAGCCAAGUGCAGACGAAUGUAGAUCAGGUUAUUGCAAUCAUCGAAGCGUGGAAACAGGAUGUUUUUAAUGCAGUCGAUUUUCAAGCGAAAAAUAUCACCGGAAUCUCUCUCACAGAAAAAAGACCAAGUUGA
Molecule: messenger RNA, 4612 nt
Organism: Porites lobata
Lineage: Eukaryota; Metazoa; Cnidaria; Anthozoa; Scleractinia; Poritidae
Source: the annotation of a GenBank genome assembly